AUGACGCACAAAGAGUUUUUCAACAACUUGGUCUGGCUCGGCAAGGUCAUCAGGUUCAGGUACUCGGCGGACGUUUCCGGAUGGAGGCUGGAAGCAAAAUACUGCGACAAGAACGACCAGCUGACGGCAGAAGACUAUAACAUUGAUACAGUCAACUACAGAAAGCCCAGUGCAGCGUAUGGCACCUUCCGCUGUCGCAGCGUUAAGAACCCAGGUGAUGUCGCUGUACUGAAGAUCAUCAUGCAAAUCCCCUACGCCGGUUCUGAAUACGGGCUUCUCGCUGAGCGAGCAAGGCAGGCCACGGACAUCCUCCCUAAUAACGCCUGCCACGAGGUCGAGCCGCUACAGAUCCUCACCAAGAACAAAAGCAAGGUGACGCCGGUUAUCCGAGAGUUUGAAGUUCUGACACAGGAUAAUGAGGGACUAGUCCCUGGUGGCUUUCUCUAUUAUAUUCUGAUGGACCAUGCACCCGGCAUCCAGUUGGAACACGAGGCGUUCUGGACUCUUGACUAUGGUGAGCGGGAUAGAAUCCGAGAGGCAUUCCGUAUAGCAUGGGAAGAAUGUCUACAGGCCGGGGUAUAUGCUGCGCAGAGCAGCCCAUCACACUUGUUCUGGGAUGCAGAAUCAUCUAAGAUUUUCAUCGCCGGAUUCAGUCGCUCACGUCCUGCGGAACCAGACGACAAGUGGACGGACAUCGAGUGGGUAUCCUGGGGCCUUGCCGACUGUCCACCGACAUACUUCUACGAUCAAGAGGCGCUGGACCGUAGCGACAAGAGCGAUUGGACUUUGUAA
This is a messenger RNA of Aspergillus puulaauensis, 792 nucleotides long. RefSeq lists its product as uncharacterized. NCBI's taxonomy places the organism in Eukaryota, Fungi, Ascomycota, Eurotiomycetes, Eurotiales, Aspergillaceae. The transcript has 4 exons. The record is from RefSeq and is a predicted model, not a curated record. Bases 1 to 792 code for a protein of 263 amino acids.